Vidua chalybeata is the source of this 671-nucleotide messenger RNA. Its product is annotated as translation initiation factor IF-2-like. NCBI's taxonomy places the organism in Eukaryota, Metazoa, Chordata, Aves, Passeriformes, Viduidae. The transcript is spliced from 4 exons. The record is from RefSeq and is a predicted model, not a curated record. Bases 41 to 634 code for a protein of 197 amino acids.
GCCGUCCCCCAGGAGCUGCCCGGCUCCGGAUGCCGGCGGGAUGGCGCUGAUCCCCGUCGCUGUGCCCCCUCCUCGCCCGGGCAGACCAUCCUCCUGUCACCGUCACGGUGACAGCGGCCAUCGGCCAGGACGCCUGCCUGCCCUGCGGCACCUGCGCGGGGCCACCCUCAGCUGCACCCACCAGCACCCACCAGCACCCACCCACCGCCCGGGCUGGCACCGGCCGCGCCCCGAGCCGGGCUGGCAGCCGCCCGUGCGGCCCCACAGCCGCUUUAGGGGCUCAGGGGACAGGGGACAGCGGCGUGUCCCUGCUGCUGAGGGACACCAGCGAUCCCCAUCUCGGGAAUUAUUCCCGCUACACGGCCCCGCGGCUCCUCUGCUCCCUGGCGCUGCAGCCCGCGGUGGCAGAGGUCCCCAGGGCCGCGGGGCCGGACGUGCUCACGGUGCUUCGUGUCCUCACGGCCGUCUUCACCGUGGUGGCCAUCGGCGUGCUGAUGUGUGCCCGUGGCCAGGGCCACUCCUGGGGGCACAAAGGGGGUGCUGGAGGGGACAAUAUCUCUCGCGUUGCUCCGGAAAGGGCCGUGCCAGCAUCUGCUCCCGGGGGAUUUCCAGCCCAGGCGUAGGGGAGAAAUGAUAAAAGAUGGAAUGGUAAUAAAUGAAAUUAGAGCUGC